Molecule: messenger RNA, 518 nt
Organism: Daldinia loculata
Lineage: Eukaryota; Fungi; Ascomycota; Sordariomycetes; Xylariales; Hypoxylaceae
Exons: 1
Coding region: 144-518 (124 amino acids)
Source: RefSeq, a predicted model, not a curated record
CUGCUAGCUACCGUUAAAGACGUAUUCGACUCUUGAUAGACCAAAGACCUCACGCACGCGAACUUACACAGACGUAACGACCUACGCUGCUCUCCCCUCCUACGACCUAAGUCCUUAACAAGCAAACUCAUCGUACAAACGCAAUGUCAACACAACCCUCAACCCCGUCUCCAACCGACAAAAGCACGCCCCCUCCUCCUCCUCCACCACCGCCCAACACACCAUCGCAAAACCAACCCACUACCACCACCACCGCGGACAAGGACAAAGACUCGACAGCACCACCACCGCCACCGCAAAUGCUCAGCUGCCCAUGCCCAUGCCACGAGAACACGCGUAUGCACGAGGGCCGGCCGUGGAUCGGCUUCGCCAACGCCGCGUACCUAGUCUGUCCGCUGUGCUGGGUGGAAGCGUACACGCGCGCGCACGGCGGCGACCAGCGCUACGGGUACGAGUGCGAGACGUACCUGCGGGAUCUGGGCAUGGAUCCGAAGGUGCCGGCUUCGAAGCAGUGUUAG